AUGAAGUGUGCCAGUCUUCCUGUUGCAGUGAUUGCACUGGUGCUGUUUGCAGUGAAGCAGAAGAUCAGCUCAGACAAGAAUGUUGGUUGCUUCCUUAUCAGACUCAGCGAAAAAGCCAUUUGUGAUAUUCUUUCAUACAAAGGACAGGAUCGUUGUCACCAUUUUGUCAUAAAUCAAACCAAGACUGGCCUGUUCGUCGUUUCUGGUGAUUCCACCACUCAUAACAGUCUCACAGAGCUGAUCAAUUACUUUAAAACCACACCGAUCCAGCCUUUUGGAGAGUACCUGACUUCAUAAACAGAUAUGGACUCUGUGGAAGAGGAUGGCAAAAAUGAGCUUUAUGAUGUGGUUCAAAAUAAGACCAGAGUCAAUGCGGGUGUUAGCGUUAAGGCUCUAAGAAGUAUAUGGGAACAAACUAGCAAUAUCCCGCAAAGCACGCCUCCUGUUCUGUAUUCUAAAAGUGUCCGGAAACUCGUGAUCUCCACCUCUAUUGACAGGAACAGCCUGUCCCAGGGUAUGAAAGUUCCACCAUUGCCAAAGAAGAAUACACCACUUCGGAAUUUCUUAAGCGCCGGGUUUCCUGGUACAAAUCCAUUACAAGAACAACACAGCUUUUCAGAAUCACGGACAUCUGGAAUGUCAGAAGGCUACAACUCUCAAUUUAAGUUGCCUAUCCACAAUGAAAACAGUCAGUCUUUAACCUCUAAUUCUUGUAACAUUAUGCCCUCCACCCCUCAACAAGCUCUUUUAGCUCCACCCAAAACAGCCUCCUGCUCUUAUGCUGUCCUUGAUCUUAAAAAACGCAAUAGUGGAGCUUGCCAAGUGCCCUAUACUGACCAAGAAGCCCUACAGCCCAAACCACUCUACCAGACCUCAUCUGUGGUGUGUGCUGGACAGAAGGACCAGCCCGAGCAAGAAUAUGACAACCGUAUAAAGCCCAUCGACAACAUCCUUUUAGCAGAAAACCCCUAUCAAGACAUACCUGAACAACGUGGCAGUAAUACCGAACACAUAGCUGAGAGCAACACCUAUGAGGACAUCCGAGUGACAGACAGCAACACGUAUGCGAGUUUGGAUGAGAUGCAACCACACACACCAAGCAUCUUGGGGAAGAAGGUGAGACCUGAUAUAAUAACAAACAAAUAUACAUAA
Sinocyclocheilus anshuiensis is the source of this 1152-nucleotide messenger RNA. RefSeq names its product hematopoietic SH2 domain-containing protein-like. NCBI's taxonomy places the organism in Eukaryota, Metazoa, Chordata, Actinopteri, Cypriniformes, Cyprinidae. Gene Ontology annotation, cellular component: cytoplasm. The record is from RefSeq and is a predicted model, not a curated record.